UCAUAUAGAUUUAAUAGGAGCUCUAAGUUGUUGGGCCGAAAAAGAAAGCCCAAUACUGGAACGGCCCGCGAGUUGCCCCCUAAAAAUUUUGAAAACCUCAUUCUCCCUCUGUCCGAAUCAUGGCGGACGACUUCCAGAGGCAGCUCCUUUCCUCGAUCGUCUCCGACAUCAAGAGCUACGAGGGCGGCGAUCCGCUUCGGCCUUGGAUUCAUGGCAUUCGGCGGAUGAGGGAGACUUUUCCCCCUCGGAUCUUGAAGGAGAAGCUCCCCAGAUUCCUGCAGAAGUGCGCCCAGGAGUUUGAAACUGACCGAAGGUACCGCAAUGAUUCUCGAUACCUCCGCAUCUGGAUCGAACUGAUGGAUUAUGUGCACGAUGCUAAAGUGCUUUUGAGGAAGAUGGAGAAGAACGAAAUUGGGUUGAAGCGAGCUGUGUUUUAUUUGGCGUAUGCUUUGUACUAUGAGAAGCAUAAGAAAUUCGAUGAAGCUGAGAAAGUGUACCGUCUAGGUGUCCAGAACCUUGCAGAGCCUAUCAAUGAACUACAAAAGACAUACGGAGAGUUUGUUCAGCGGAUGGAAUUGUAUAAAAAAAGAAAAGCCAAAGAAGUGAUCUCAAAGAAAGGAUGUUUAAGUUUGAAAGGGAAUAAAGAAAACAUAAAAAUAGUUGAUGACAAAGUUGCAGAGAGGAAUUCUCAGAUACCGAACCACAGUAAAGGCCUUUCAGACAAAGGAAAUAUUACCGGCAGCAAUAUUAUAAUAGGACAUUCAAAAUCUAUACAAGAUAGUUCUACAAAUUUGGAAUCAAAGCAUGGAAUUCAACAAUCAGCCGUUGUAAAAACGUCUUCUAAGAAAUGUGAUGAUGCUCAUUCAGAAAAUCACAUUCCAAAUAACACUGAUGACACAGUAGUGGUGAAAUUUGUUGAUUCUGCAAUUGUUGGAAGGUCUGAAGCAGAAAACGCUUGUCAUCAUGGACUUGUAGACCCCACCAUCAAUAUGAAGGAGGCUAUGAGUGAGAUCAAUAACAUGUUUCAAGAGCCUCUGGAUAUCAUGGUUAAAAGAAGAUCAAGUAAAUCAAAAUCUGUUUGUCAGAAGAAUGAGUUUAAAGUCUUCAUAGACGAAGACACUAGUGAUGUGCCAAAACACCCUUCUCAAUUCCCCAACAGUGAUCAAUGUGGCGUUGAACUUUCAAAAUUCAAGUCCGAUAAGCAUGUGGAAUUCAAAAUUUUGGCCGAUGAUGAAGAUGAUGAUGUGAUUCACAGACACUCCAAGGAAUUUAAGCCACCGAACAACAUUAAUGUUCCUAAGAAACAAAUUGAUUCAACGGCUUAUAGCAUUUCCACGAGGACCAUAUCAGGUUUCAAUGAAGAGACUGUUCACAGAUUUGUUGGAUCAACUGUUCUUGACGAGUCUAAAGUGGAAAAUGCAUGCCACCAUGGUUUGCUGGAUCCGACUAUCAACCUGAAGGAGGCAAUGGAUGAUAUAAACAGCAUGUUUGGACAACCAUUGGAUUUCAAGGGCAGCAAACCUAAGAAGAAAGCAAUUGUAACUUUAGCUACGGAGCCAAAAUCCGAUGAAUUCUAUAUAUUUGUGGAUGAAGGCUUAUGGGAGCCAUCAGAUUCCAAGUGCAACAAACCAAAGAAGAAAGGAGUUGUAUCUCGAGACAAGGAACCAGCAUCUGAUGGAUUCUUUAUAUUGGCAGACGAUAGCAUAGGAGAGACAUUCAACAUCGAAAGCAGCAAACAAAAGGAGAAAGGGUUUCUUUCUUUGGACAAUAAACCAACUUCUGACGGAUUCUUUAUACUGGCCGACGAUGAAUUAGAUGACCCGAAAGGAAAUGCUUCGACGAGUAUCCCACAUGACUUGGGUGAAAAUGGUGGUUUGUUUGAGCCAACCAUUUUCACCAAGGAGGCCAUGGCCGAGAUCAACGAUUUGUUUGGGAAGCCGUUAGACUUCUGAUGAUAUUCCAUUUAUGAUGUAAUUAUUUGGGCUUUGUGAAGUCUGUGAUGGUGCAGUUUUUGCUUCAAAGUUCUUUGCAAAGAAAUUGGAAACUGAUUUGUAAUCUGCUCUUUGUUCGAUACAUUGUCAUCCUGGCCUGGUUUUGUUGGAAA
Molecule: messenger RNA, 2104 nt
Organism: Zingiber officinale
Lineage: Eukaryota; Viridiplantae; Streptophyta; Magnoliopsida; Zingiberales; Zingiberaceae
Exons: 6
Coding region: 120-1952 (610 amino acids)
Biological process (GO): meiotic sister chromatid cohesion, centromeric; mitotic spindle assembly checkpoint signaling
Molecular function (GO): protein kinase activity
Source: RefSeq, a predicted model, not a curated record